AGCAGUGACGACAGCUGCCCCAGCAGUUACAACAGCUGCCCCAGUAGUAACGACAGCGGCCCCAGCAUCAACCACAGCUGCCCCAGCAGUGACGACAGCUGCCCCAGCAGUGACGACAGCUGCCCCAGCAGUGACCACAGCUGCCCCAGCAGUGACGACAGCUGCCCCAGCAGUAACGACAGCAGCCCCAGCAGUGACGACAGCUGCCCCAGCAGUAACCACAGCUGCCCCAGCAGUGACGACAGCUGCCCCAGCAGUAACGACAGCAGCCCCAGCAGUUACAACAGCUGCCCCAGCAGUGACGACAGCAGCCUUGAACCUGUCUUCCAAAGGACAUUCUCUUCAUCCUUCAGCUCCUUGACAGUGGUGUCAUUCAGCAGUGGAUCAGUCAUCAACACCAUGGACCUUAGCUUUUUAAGCACGUUUGCCCCUAAUAACACUCAGAUUACAAGCACGUUGAUCAACGCAGCUUCAAGCGUCAGUGGCUUCGACAUUGAAGGCAGCUCUAUCAACCUUCGGGUGGAGUAA
Messenger RNA from Perca fluviatilis (European perch), 528 nucleotides. RefSeq names its product SUMO-interacting motif-containing protein 1-like. The transcript is spliced from 5 exons. The annotation marks the transcript as partial. The record is from RefSeq and is a predicted model, not a curated record. Lineage: Eukaryota; Metazoa; Chordata; Actinopteri; Perciformes; Percidae.